AUGGCGCUCUGUUUGAGGUACUUCGACCAUACAACAAAGUCGGUUAGGGAAGAUUUCAUAUCCUUUACAGAAUGUGAAGCAACUACCGGCGAAUCUGUGUCCGAAGCAUUCCUGGCAAAUUGGAGAAAAGCCUGUGUAGACAUUGUAAAAAUGAGGGGACCAGGCUACGAUGGCGCAUCCAACAUGUCGGGAAAGUUCCGUGGUGUUCAAGCGCGAAUUCGCCAGAUAAUUCCUGACGCAAUGUACACCCACUGCAAAGCUCACUGCCUAAACCUGGCUAUCAUUCAUGCGUCCCAGGAGCCACUUGCCAAAAACAUGAUGAAUACCGUUCAAGAAGUAGCAUUUCUGUUUAACUACUCGUGCAAACGGCUGCUGCGUUUUCAGGAAACAUCCGCGAAUGAUCAAGUAAGCAGAGAACAAAUGGAAAAUCGGACCAAAUUACAGUCGCUUUGUGAAACACGAUGGGCAGCAAGGGCUGACGAACUUAACACUUUCAAGUGCUCGUAUACGACGAUCGUUGAUAGCUUAGAUGACCUCAACCUUCACUAA
Messenger RNA from Mya arenaria, 549 nucleotides. Its product is annotated as zinc finger MYM-type protein 1-like. NCBI's taxonomy places the organism in Eukaryota, Metazoa, Mollusca, Bivalvia, Myida, Myidae. Bases 1 to 549 code for a protein of 182 amino acids. The record is from RefSeq and is a predicted model, not a curated record. The transcript has a single exon.